AUGGAUGCCGAUGUCGAUGAGAUCGAUGUCGAUGAUGACGAUGACGACGAUGCUGGCAUAUUCAGCAUCGCCAACGACCGCCAAAGUGAGGAAGAUGACGCCCUCACUGGUAGAGACAUCGUCCUUUUAGUAGUGCAGACGAAGCGCACUGCUGUUGACAAGGAUGAACCAGCAGAGGAAUUUCUUCUGACUCGCGAAGCGGCUGUCCGCUUCAUUCAAGACUCUAUUGCAGAUGCACUAGAAAGACGGAAAAGAAAAGCAGACAAACAUGGAAGAGCAAAUGUUCUUUUGUUAAAUGAAGGAGGCCUAGUUUUUCUGUCUUCAGUAAUUCUACCGAAACACGCAGUGACAAACGUGGGCAGCAGUAAAUCACUGCCCAAGUACAUCGGUCCAUUUUGA
This is a messenger RNA of Peronospora matthiolae, 399 nucleotides long. The record is from the annotation of a GenBank genome assembly. NCBI's taxonomy places the organism in Eukaryota, Oomycota, Peronosporomycetes, Peronosporales, Peronosporaceae.